This is a messenger RNA of Chinchilla lanigera (long-tailed chinchilla), 1322 nucleotides long. RefSeq names its product astacin-like metallo-endopeptidase (M12 family) (gene Astl). Lineage: Eukaryota; Metazoa; Chordata; Mammalia; Rodentia; Chinchillidae. Bases 1 to 1299 code for a protein of 432 amino acids. The record is from RefSeq and is a predicted model, not a curated record. Gene Ontology annotation, biological process: proteolysis. Gene Ontology annotation, molecular function: zinc ion binding; metalloendopeptidase activity. The transcript has 9 exons.
AUGGGAGGCCUGUGGCCCUGGGUGCUGGGUCUGCUCUCCUUGCCAGGUGUGAUCCUCGGAGUGCUCCCAGCCUCCCAGUGUGCAGGAGACUGCAGCGCCAGCUUCCUGGAAGACCUCACCCCUGAGGGGACCCCAGCAUCCUGGGACAAGGAUAUCCCUGCUAUUAACCAAGGGCUCAUCCCGGAGGAAGCCCCAGACGGCAGCUUCCUUGUGGAAGGGGACAUCAUCCGGCCGAGUCCCUUCCAGCUGUUGUCGGUGACCGACAAUAAGUGGCCUAAAAGUACUGGUGGCGCCGUGGAGGUCCCCUUCCUGCUGUCCAGCAAGUAUGACGAGCCCAGCCGCCGGCUCAUCCUGGAGGCGUUUGCCGAGUUUGAACGUGUCACGUGCAUCCGGUUUGUCGCUUACCAAGGCCAGAGAGACUUCAUCUCCAUCAUCCCCAUGGCCGGGUGCUUCUCUGGCGUGGGCCGUAGUGGAGGGAUGCAGGUGGUGUCCUUGGUACCCGCCUGUCUCCGCAGGGGCCGGGGCAUCGUUCUGCACGAGCUCAUGCACGUGCUGGGCUUCUGGCACGAGCAUGCGCGAGCUGACCGGGACCGCUACAUCCGUGUCAACUGGCAUGAGAUCCGGCCAGGCUUUGAAAUCAACUUCGUCAAGUCUCGGAGCAGCAAUAUGCUGGCGCCCUAUGACUACUCAUCCGUGAUGCACUAUGGGAGGCUGGCCUUCAGCCGGCGCGGGGAGCCCACCAUCAUUCCGCUCUGGGCCCCCAGUGUCCACAUCGGCCAGCGGUGGAACCUGAGCGCCUCGGACAUCACCCGGGUCCGCAGGCUCUACGACUGCAGCGCAGGUGGCCCUGACUCCCGCGGCAGAGGGUUCCAGGCGCGCAGCAGUGGGAAGAGCCCCGUGCCUGCCUCUAGACCUUACCUGCAAAGACUCCUGGAGGCACUGCCGGGGGAAUCCAGGAGCCCCGAGCCCAGUGGCCCUGGGGCUGGCGGCCAGCGUGUUGCUGCAGGACCUGGAGAGAACCCCCAGGGCUGGGAGCCCCCUGCCUGGAGAAGGUUCAGCGCGGCGAUCUUGGGAAGGCCACCACAGACCCUGGCUUCCUCCCCAGGGUCAGGGCUUCGAGCAGGGGCACCGGGCAUGGUUCUGGAGCCGUCCUGGCUCGCCCAGUUGCCCACGGAACCUCCAGCUCCAUUUCCAGAAGCCAGAGAGCAGCUGCCACCUGUGCAGGCUGCUGUGGAGAGCCCAGAUCGAUCAGGAGGCUGGGAACCUGGAAGCCGCUUCAGGCGGAUGCCCGGAGCUUGAGUCGGUGGCUUCUGUCCCCAAAG